CUGUCAUUUGGUUGACAGUACCUUGCCUAGCAAGGCCGGAGCAGAAUUCAGCAAUGCACGGAGCUGAUGAACAUCCGCAUUUCGAGGGGGAGGCAGAAAAGGAAGUAGAAGAAGGCCACGGCUGUCCCGUGGAAGGGCCAGUGACCUGCUCGUUCUUCAAGAACCUUUGCGACGCCUUCGGCUGGAAGUUGCUGUUGCUGGUGGGUCUCGCCGAGAUCACGCUGAAGGGCUUUUUGGCAGGUGGUGGUACUGGAGGCCUUGUGGGGACCCCGAUCGAAUUCUUGCUGAAGGAGUAUGAAGUGAAGGCUGCGGACCUUCAGGUCUACAAAUCUGCUGUGUCGAUCCCCUGGGCCAUCAAGCCACUCUUCGGCUUGAUCGCUGACAGUAUGCCCAUUUUGGGCUUCAAUCGAACGUCCUACUUUGCCUUGAAUAGCAUCUGUGGAGUGUCAGCCCUCUUCUUGAUUGGUUUCUUUCCGUCGCUAUCACUCCCUAUCCUUCUCCUUAUGCUCUUCUUGGUUUUCAUGGACAUCGCCUGGAGUGACUUGUUGACUGAAGCGGUCUACUCCACCCACCUGCGCGAGAAGCCGGACCAGGGGCCCAGAAUUCUGAUGGAGAAAGUGGGCAACCGCGCUCCAUACCUCAUCGCUGCACUUGCUGCAGCAUUUACCUUGUUGAUCACCUUCCUGAAUCUACCUGAAGAGUCCGGGGGCCCAGGUGAGUCAGGUGACGUGAACGGAUGUUUUUUCGGGGGAUUCCUCAAUCCUGGCCACCAACCAGUAGAAUGCUACGAGAUAGGGUGUAUUUUUCAUGGCUCGUUCUUUUUUUGUGAUGAGUCGAUGGGGCAGAUGAAGGUGGCAUGGAGUGGAAGUGGGUUUAUCAUCAUAUGCCUUGUUAAAUGUUGCCGUUUUCGGGUAAUUAUUCAGACACACCCACAUCUCAUGUUGCUGUUUCCGCCUAUUUGCUACAUACAUAUAUAUAUAUAUAUACGCAUAUAUAUAUAUGCACCAGUUUUAGUUCUAUCCAACAAAAUGUUGCGUAACAUGAUUGGUUAUUUCCCAAAAUGA
This is a messenger RNA of Cladocopium goreaui, 1064 nucleotides long. The record is from the annotation of a GenBank genome assembly. Lineage: Eukaryota; Dinophyceae; Suessiales; Symbiodiniaceae.